AUGGCUGUGGCCGACUUUACUGGCGACGGUUGCCCGGAUGUCGUGGUCAGCUACCACAGCUUCGUCAAAGCCUACAAGUGCACCGACGGCAAGGGCGGUGCAUUUGCACAUUACGAGACGCUGACAUCCUCGGUCAGCCACGCUGCCGACAUUGCAGCGGGGCAUAUCGACAACAACGGAUAUAUUGACGUUGCUACCGUCUCGAAGAACAACGCCGACGUGAUCUAUUUCCUCAACCAUGGUACCUUCUUUGGAUCGCAAGUUGUGCUCAAGUCCACCGCCGAAGCUAUUCACGCUGUCGCCUUUGGCCGCAUGAACAACGACGGCUAUGACGACCUGGUUGUCGCUGAUCGGCACUACAUCCACUGGUUUGCUCGACAGGCUGGUGGCGGCUACGUGACCGGGACCGAGACUGUAGUCUCGUAUAUUGUCGAUGUCUACUUCGGCAGGAUCGCGACCGGUCACAUGAACGCCGACUCGUACACAGACGUUGUCUCGGCGUCAUACGGCCACGACAAUAUCGACAUCCACCUUUCCAACAACGCCGCAGGUUCCUCGUUCACCACCUCAUACGUCACAAGCUCUCUCAACACUAACGAUCUUGUCCUCGCCGACCUUGACCAGGAUGGCAUCAACGACAUUAUCUACGUCUCCCCUACCUUGGGCAGGCUGGGCGUACUUAUCAAUAGCGGCGUUGCGACCUUUUCUCACCAUACCAUCACAUCUAGUCUCGCGUCUGCUCGUGGCGUCUCCGUCACAGACUGGAACCAUGAUGGCAUCCCUGACAUCCUCGCCGGAAGCUCGUCCCAUCUCAAAGUGUUUCUCAACUCGGGCAGUGGCACGGCGUACACCAGCCACCCCAUCGACGGAACGACUUCCUCGGUCCGCGACGUCGGUGUCUUUCCCGUCAAUGAUGGCCUUAUUGCCGUUGCUGCACUCGACAACCGCCCGUACUUCACCGACAUCUACACAGACAUCGGCAAGUUUGGCGCCGGAACCCAGAUUGAUUCAGGCCUGGGCGACCCAGGGCCGCGCGCCACCGCCAUCGCCGAUCUCGACUCGGACGGCGACGGCGACAUCGUCGCCGCUAUGGCCGGAGGCAGCCUCGUCUGGUACCGCAACGACAACGAAGAUGGCACCUUCACUGCCGCCAUCACCGUCGAUGCCUCCACCCCCUCCGGUCCGCGCUCUCUUGCCGUGGCUGACCUCGACGCUGACGGUGCUCUAGACAUUGUCCUUGUCACCGACUCGGGCACUCUCGGUUGGUACCGCAACACUAAUGGGAUGGGAUCUUUUGCUGCUCAUGCCCUCCUCACAUCGCCUACAUCGCCCACGCAUGUUGUCGCCUGCGAUCUCAACGCCGACGGCUUUGUCGACCUCGCCUACUCCCAUGCUUCUGGCGCGUCGUGGCUCGCCUCGACAGGCCCCGCCUCGUUUGCAACGCCGGCAUCCAUCUCGACAGACGCCCCGGGCAUCUGGCUAGCAUGUGCCGAUGCAGACGGCGACGGUGCGCACGAUCUUGCCACGCUUGGAGAUGACGACCUCGCCUACCACCACAACGAUGGCGGGACUGGCACUUUCUCUUCCUCCAUCGUCGCCACCGGUCUCACCUCGCCGGUUUGCGUCACCUUUGCUGACCUCGACAACGCCAAUCGUCUCGAUCUCGCUGUCAGCACCGAUCCCCCUGGCGUCGUCAACAGUGUUCUUCGCACCUUUACCUCGACCUCACCGGCAGCUGCAACCUACUCGGAGGUGGUCCUUGCCUCAGAUUUGGCUUACGCCGGUCAGGUCGUGGCCAUGGACGUCGAUCACGACGGGCGUGACGACAUUGUCGCCUCUGACUCGUACGCCGCCUUUGUCUUCAUCACUCCGCUUACGUCGUCUUCCGACGUCUUUAGGAAUGCCAACAGCCGUCCGCACGUCCUCGCCACUGGCGAUCUCGACUCGGACGGCGACGAUGACCUUGUCGUCGGCACCGUUGCCACCGGCAUUCUCCGUACCUUCCCCGUCAUCUCACGCCACUCGCAGAUCCAAGCCCAGCUUGCUGCCAGGAACAUUGCGCCGCCUCCCGGGCACUCGGAUCGCUCGUCCCGAGCCAUCUCCGACCUUGUCGCCAAGUCUUCGCGAUGCGUCACCGACACGGUCCUCAUCCCAACGGGCACCUACGCCUGCCCGACCUUCCAUCCGCUCAUCACCUGGCCGGUCAACAUCGCGCCCGUCACCCCCGGCGGUGUCACCAUCGACUGUGCCAACCAGAGUUCAGAUGGUGUCGUUCUCAAGGCUGCACCCUCGCCGGUGACUGGAUCGCCGCUACGCGGUGUAGUCACUGUCAACGACAUCGACGUCGUCAACUCGGGCUCCUCGGGAGGUCUUCCGGCAUUUGCCGUCUCAGGCACCGGCGCCGCCCUCACCAUCAGCAACGCAGCCAUCUCCGAGGCCGCUGUGGGCGGAUCAGGCGGCGCCGUCGUAGUCGACGACGGCGGUGUCCUCGUCGUCACCAACACCUCUUUCACCAACUGCGAAGCAGGCGGGUCUGGGGGCGCCAUCUAUGGAACGCCCUCGGCCGGCAGCGUCACCAUCAGCUCUGUCACCCUCUCCGGCAACACCGCUGGAGCCGGCGGCGCCAUCGCCUGGACCUCGCCCGCUGCGCUAGCCAUGGACUCGGCAUCGACGUGCAACGCCAACAAGGCAACCGCAGGCAAUGGUGGAUGCCUUCUGGUAUCAACUCCUUCUCCCGAUCUCAGCCUCUCUGGCGUGACCGUGAGUAACAACUCAGCGGCCGGCUCGGGCGGGGGCCUGGCUGUCCAUCGCCCAACGGGUGCCGGAGGCGGCUCUGUCGCCAUCACCUCCGGCACGAUGUUCAACGACAACGUGGCCGCCGUUGAUGGCGGUGCGCUCGCUGUGAGUGUUGCGCCCGGUGCGUCGGCACCGGCUUCGCUCUCGCUCUCGGGCGUGACAGCAAUGGGCGGAUCGGCUGGGAGGGCAGGCGGAGUGGUGGCCAUCGCCUCGCGCCCGGGCGCAGCGUGGGCCACCACCAUCACCUCGUCGACUUUCACCUCGCCAAACGCCAGUAUCGGAGGCGGCCUUGCGUGCGCGCAUCCAGACUAUGCGCUAAGCGGCCCGUACGCCGUCUCGAGCUUCCCCACCGCCGCCCCGGCCUCGGGCGCCACCAUCGCCUGUGAUGGACUCACCAUCUCGACGGCGACGGCUCUGUUUGGCGGUGGCGUGUUCGAAGCCGACUGCUCACUCUCGGCAUCGGCCAACAAGCUGACCCUCUUGAGCUGCUCCGCGCAGGUAGCCGGUGCCGAGGGUUUUGCCGCCGAGUUUGCCUCGGCAUCAUUCCCGGUCACCGGCCCGGACUCGCCGCACUCGUCGACGUUGAUCCAGCCCGAGUCGUACGGCCCGGCGUGGGCGACGCCGCCGGUUUCGGCAGCCUUUACCAGUGACUUUUCCGGCACGGUCCAUGCCUCUGGUGUUGAACUGGGGCUUGAUAUGGCGAUGACUGCUCUCGAUGGCUAUGGACAGACCGUGGCCGAUCCCGGCAUGGUAGUCGAGCUGACAACGCCCGACUUUGCCACUGCAUCGCCGCUCCCGGCAACCCUGGUCGGCACAAACAGCUCCGGCGCAGUUGAUCUCAGCACUAUGGCUGUCUUUCUCAACACCGACAACCUCUCGGCUGGCAUCAAGACCAUCGACAUCAGCGUGGGCACACUGAUGCUCUCGACCACGCUCGAAAUCACGCUCUCAUGCUGA
Messenger RNA from Thecamonas trahens ATCC 50062, 3753 nucleotides. RefSeq lists its product as uncharacterized. Bases 1 to 3753 code for a protein of 1250 amino acids. NCBI's taxonomy places the organism in Eukaryota, Apusomonadida, Apusomonadidae. The transcript has 2 exons. The record is from RefSeq and is a predicted model, not a curated record.